This is a messenger RNA of Episyrphus balteatus (marmalade hoverfly), 1656 nucleotides long. RefSeq lists its product as uncharacterized. Lineage: Eukaryota; Metazoa; Arthropoda; Insecta; Diptera; Syrphidae. The coding region runs from base 1 to 1656 and encodes 551 amino acids. The record is from RefSeq and is a predicted model, not a curated record. The transcript is spliced from 2 exons.
AUGCAAACGGAAAAAGCAGGAAUAUUACCAACACAUUGCGAACAGUUUGCUAAAGAGAUACGUGGGGAUACGUUUAGAACGACAACAGUUGUUCCAGCUGAUGAAUUCAAGACACAUUUCCAGAAAUUACUUACAGUCACACUUGAUAGUGCUUCAUUCAACUCUGAACUUGUUGCAAUUCAAGUACCACAGUUGGAUUGUCCAAUUGAGUUAGAUGAAGUUUAUUCUGCGAUAUCAUUGUCUAAAAAUUUAAAAACUCCAGCUGCAUUUGAUAACGUCGACAGAAAUGCCUUGUUUCACAAGCUUUCAGCACUGGGAAUCUCAACGAAAAUGGUUGAUGUAAUAAAAACGCUCUACUGUGAUACUGCUGCUGCUGUUUGGGAUGGUAUAGGAUCCACUGAGUUCUUUUCUACUAACAAAGGUGUAAGGCAGGGUUGUGUCUUAAGUGCGCUCUUGUUUGUUCUAUUUUUAAAUGAUUUACACGCCUAUCUUCCUGUUGGACUGUUAAUAGAAGGACAAACGCUGAAUAUUCUACUUUAUGCCGAUGAUAUUGUGCUUUUAUCUGAUAAUCCAGACAAACUAAAACAACUCAUCAAUAGCUUUAUAGCAUAUUGCAACAACUGGAAUCUUAAAGUUAACCUUGCUAAAUCUGAAAUAGUUAUUUUUCGAAAUGGUGGACGUAGAGCUGCUAGUGAAAAAUGGUUUUUCAAUGACACCGAAAUAACAGUUGCGAAUCACUACAAAUAUCUCGGUGUUGUUUUUAAUUAUAACAUGUCCUGGGAUGAACAUUUGAAUAAUAGGCUUUCAUCAUCAAAAAACUCAAUUAAUUCUACAUGGUCAAAACCUCUGCGUAAUAAAUAUGUCCAACACUCAACAAAGUUCAAAAUUUACGAUGCUGCAUCUAGAUCUAUUAUGUUGUACUGUGGUCAAGUAUGGGGAUACCGUGAACGUAGUCAACUCGAAAAAUUACAACGGUUUUUUAUAAAACGAUGUUUUCUUCUACCGGAUAACACGCCGAACUAUGCUCUUCACAUCGAAACUGGUCUGCCUAAGGCUUUUCUCACAACUUUAAAACUGCACUUUUCUUAUAUACGAAAAACCAUAUCUCUGUCUAAUGAUAGGCUUCCUAGAAUUUUAUCUGAAGCUGUGAUAAGAAAGAGCAUCUUCUGGGCGAAAGAAUGGUUAGACCUCUUUCACGAAACUUGGAAUGGAUUGCAUAGUAUUUUACUAUGUAAGCUGAAUGAGAAACAUUGGAGUGAGGCUACUACCAAAGCCAAUUUAUCCCAAUUCCAUGACGAGUACUGUAAUUUUUUGUACACUGGAGUACCAAACUAUUUCGAUGAUACAAACCCUCGGGAUAUGAUCAGUCUCAUCUUCAAGGCUCGCUGUGGACUUCUAAGUAUCAAUGAAAGGGCUUUCCAUGGAGACACCAAUGGGAUAUGCACACUUUGUAACCUCGAUGCAUCUGAAAAUACUUUUCAUUUCAUUGGAAUAUGCCCUAUUUUCAAAGGAUACAGACUUAAAUUUCUUGGUAACUACGUGCUUUCACACUCUCAACUAUUAAACAUCCUAAAUGGAAAUUGCUAUGAUAAUCUUUAUCUCUAUUUAAAAGCUGCACUUAAAUACCGCUACCUCAUUUUAAAUGAAUUUUCUUAA